UGAAACUCUGAUGAGACCGUCAAGCCCCGCCCACUCUUCUCCCAGAAUCCAUUGGUAAACAAGGGAGCAGAUCGUAGGUCAAACCACAGACUUUAAAUAAAAAGCUUCAAAGUAGUUAAAAAACGAUCUGGACGUUUCCCUCUGAUCUCUGUGGAUUUUACAGAAACUGUUCGAACGCUUGUUUUUCACUUUUGCUCAUCGCUACUGAAUCUUAUUUGUUAUUCGAGCCCUUGGCUAAUAGCAGCUAGCUGUUAGCUCGGCUAGCUCGCCAGUGGAAACAGGAAAGUGAUCAAGGAGAAUAUCUGAGCCAUGUCUGGACCCAACGGAGACCCGAGCAUGUCUAUGGAGGACGGCGUCAUAAACGAUGAAGAUGAGUUCGGUGACGAAGAGUACAUUGCCAUCAACUCCAUGCUUGAUCAGAUCAACUCCUAUCUUGACGGCCUGGAGGAGCGCAACGACGCGCUCAACGGCAAAAUGCACGAACUGCUGGAGUCAAACCGACAAGCCCGGCUGGAGUUCAGGGCCCAGCUGCUUGGCUCCCAAACCCAGGAUGAGCAUCAAUCCACAGACGGGAAGGAGGAGCUGAACGAAGAUGGUGGGGGCUCGCAAAUGAGCAACAAGAGCAAGUAGACAAGUGGGGACCAAAAAAUGCAGGAAUAGAAAUAUUUAUUGAAGACGUCUCAACUAACCCUUGAUCUGCAUCGUCCAUACCUGUGAAUUUUCACCCUCAUCGGCAGACGUGUGCCCGACUGUGGUAUUUUAAAUCCCCUCGAUCAUUGAAUGCAGUGCAGUUUCUCUCCUUUGUUGAACUGUAGUGUGCCGGUGUGUUGCUCCUGAGCAGAGUGGAGUUUAUUGACCUCCAGCAGCUUCUCAUACACGUUGGACAUUACAGUAACUUUGCCAUGUGAAAAGCUGCAUCCGUCUGUGCAGAGUUGUUAAUGUUCAUGUGAGACAUUGUGGGGACAUUUCCUAACACCAGAAAUAGAACUAUAUAUAAUGUAAACAAUAAUAUAUAAAUGAUCUGAAUUAAUAAUGUGGCAUCAUUACUGAAUAAAACAAAGUUUAAAGUUAAUUAACCCUGAUGUCCAUCGUGAUCUUAUCAACGAAUUAACUAUGUUAAAAAGGUCAUCACAGAUUUGUCACUUGUCCUCAUGACCUGUCAGUGUUGUGUUUAGUCGUAGCUUUAAAAUCUCUGUAUAUUAUCAUCCCAAGAAAAGAAUAUAUGCAACAUUCCAUUUGUCUGUCUGUGUUUAAUGUUUGAUUUUUGUUGCGAUUGUAUCUCUACGCUGUGCUGUCCUGUUUCAUGAAAUCUGUUUCUAGCCAAAAACCAAGUGGACAAACUGGUAAUUGUCAGACAUUUUAAUUUAAAUUAAAAGGGACCCCCCCCCCCCAAACAGAAAACAAACAUCCAAAAAUACAUUAAACUUCCAGCAAUUAGAAAACAUCAACUGCUUGUUUGUUCAACUCAGUUUUGUCAGUAGCUGAAUAAAAAUACAUUAAGAAACAUACAGCUUUGUUUGAAAUGAUCUUUUGCACGUCUCUAUCUCCGUUUCAGAGCCGAAGCCUUGUGUCUCGUUCUUGCAGGACAGAACUUCAGACAAUACUAAUCAUGUGACAGUCGCUGACGUGACGACAGUUGCUACGCGUCAGCCAGCCAUCUGUGGUUUAAAGCAUCUUCCUGUAAUGUGGAAGAGGAACUGUUUCCAUAACACAUUAGUCAUGAAAAAGGAAAUAACACAUCCUUAAAUAAAUAUUUGCGCUUUGUAUCUCAUGACUGCUGAAAUCCUGAAACCAAAGAUAAAUGUUUGUAUCAUCUGCAGUUGGGGUAGUUCUCUAGUUCUCGUUUCUUGUCUGGGUUGAAGAGAUACAGUAAUACUUUGUACUAAAGUAAAUUCCUACAGAUGGUGCAUGGGUUGGUUUUUGCAGAUAAUAUUGGGGUUGUUAACGUAAGUGUGAUUUCAACUGUCCACUGCAUUUCAACUAAAACAUCUUCAAUGAGAGAAAGAAAAUCAAAGAUCAAAGCAAUGGUAAACUGGAGGCAACAAAACAACCCCUUCAUAUAUUUUUGUGUCUUCAAUGCUCGUAGAAGCAUUUUUUUAUGUCCAUUAAGCUAUGAACUCUAUAGCUAUGGAACUACAACUCUAAUGCAGUCACACUUGACAAACGUUCAUGGGAAUGUGACAGCAAACAUGAUCGAUUCUAUUUUUAUCUUAUAAAAGAC
This is a messenger RNA of Paralichthys olivaceus (Japanese flounder), 2221 nucleotides long. RefSeq names its product bublin coiled coil protein (gene bbln). Lineage: Eukaryota; Metazoa; Chordata; Actinopteri; Pleuronectiformes; Paralichthyidae. The record is from RefSeq and is a predicted model, not a curated record.